GUCUGGGUAAAAAUACGUAUUAUUUCGGUUAAAGUUAGGCAGCCUAAAGUUAUUUAUUAAUAAUAAUCAACAUUAUUGAAAUAUUAAUAUAGCCAUAAAAAUGAUUCUCGAAAAAAAAUAAUAAAUUAUUGCUUUUUAAGUAAUCGUUAUAACGGAAACUAAAAGUCGUAUCGAUAUUUUAAUUUAUUUUAUUUUACGCCGUCCAACGUGCUACUACGCGAUGUGAACGAGGUUAAGCAAUGGCGGCUUCCACCGUAUAUGAAAUGGAGAAGCAAUUACGAGGUGCUUUCGUCAAUUUAUCGCAGAGAGAACAAGAGUGGAAGGCUACAAGAAAAGAAAUGUCCGUAGAGUACAUCGCCGCCUUGAGCCAGAAAUAUAAACUGACAAAUGAUGUAAACAUGGAAGGCGAUCCUUUGUCGGACGAACUUCCGAGCCUCCAGGCAGACUUAAAAGAAAUUUUCUACACUAAUAUCGAGAGAGAAAGAAGUGUGUUACUUGAAAGAUUAGAAAAGUUACGCGACAUUUGCGUGGAAAUAAACAAACAAAAACAGAAAAUAGAUGAAAGUGUGAGAAUGAUGGCAAGGGAUCCGGCGGCGUGUUACAGAACGCAGACGAGGCCCUCUUUCUUUGAGAUGCAAGAGAUGUACGAAGACUUCUGCAAUUCUGCAUGGAACGAAUAUUGCUGUCUAAAUCUUCUAUUGAUGAGUGAUUGGAACAAGAUGGCAGAUGACUCCUUUACGGAAAACUGGGAGAAAAUUACAUCUUCCAAAAGAGAUGGAAUUCUAGCAAAAUUGCAAGAGUAUCUCGAAGGUGAGAUGAAAGAAGAAAAUCUGCCAAGUUGACAUUACAAUGAAUAAUUUCUGUUUAAUGUAAAAAUGUAAAUUUGUAAAUAGUUUUGUUUUGGAACAACUUAACCCAUUUAAUGAGACCAAUUGUGUAAAUAAAAUAUUGCAGCUAUCAUUAAAAUAAGUUUAUCAAGCAUACAUCAUAUAUGUUUAGAUAGAUAUCUACUUUACCAUAAUUCUUAUAUUCUUGUCAAAAUUUAAUUCUGAAAUAAAAAAAAACAGUAAAAUC
Molecule: messenger RNA, 1074 nt
Organism: Centruroides sculpturatus (bark scorpion)
Lineage: Eukaryota; Metazoa; Arthropoda; Arachnida; Scorpiones; Buthidae
Exons: 5
Coding region: 240-842 (200 amino acids)
Source: RefSeq, a predicted model, not a curated record